GAAGGAUUGUAUCUAAGAAUAAAAAAAUAUUUUUUUUGUUUUGAAUAUAGUCAUACUUGGUACUAUUUACUAUCCUCGAGCUGAAUCCAUAGUUGAAGUCAAUCGAUAAAAAAUUAAGAAGAAAUAUUCAACCAUUACUUAUACUUUUACUCUAAUUUCCGUUUAGAUUUGAAAAUGAGCGAUUUUAGACUAGGGUAUAGAAAUAAAUAUGAACUAUGUCUGAAAUUUUCCACAUAAUCCAAAGCCCAUUAAAUAGUCGAAACUCAAAUAACUUCAAAUCAAAAUUUUGAAAAAAAUAUGGUUUUGGUUUUAAAAAUACAUUCACGGUCAUGGUCUUGACACACCCUUUAUAAACUUUUAUUUUGAAAUUUCAGCAUCUAGCAGCAGUUUUAUAUGAAAUCUUCUUAUAUUCCAAAUAUAUAUUUAUUUCUGUAUGUGCAUGGACAAUAAUAUUCACAAUUAGCCCGAUAUUCGUGAUUUAUAGAAAACUUAUCGAUGUUUUACUGAAAAUUAAAUAUAAAAAUAAAUAUGGAGGUUUGCUGGAUAGAAGCGAUUGCGUGUUUUUGAAACCCAACUUGUCAAUGAGCUGCACCAUAACGACGGUUUUUAUAGUAAAAACAGAAAAAGAAAAAAAUAUUUUCAAUGAUGUUAGAUUGCGAUUGAAAGAAAAAAUUUUCGAUGAACCAAAUUGGUAUCCAAAACUGAGUCAUUCCAUACAUGAUUUUGGAGGAUAUGCUUAUUUAUUAAAUAACAAUCGUGAAGUAGAUGAUGCAGUUAAACUCAUGGCAGUUCCCAGCAAUGUACAAUUUGAUGAGGAAUAUCUUAAGACAAUUACCGCAGAAAUAAAUAGUUCUGAGCUAUCAAUAAAUAAUUCACUUCUUUGGUAUGUGUAUGUAAGCGAUAAACCUCUACAAAAUCAAGGGAAUGAUAAUUUUUAUCGUUAUUCCAUAAUAUUUCGCUUCCACCAUGCAGUUGGUGAUGGUACAUCACUAGUUGCUUUACUCAUAAGAUUGUUGGGAACUGAAUCUUCACAAAAUUAUAACGAAAAGUUAUUCAAAAAAUUAUUUGCCGGUAAAAAUUCAGAACCAGGCAAAAAUAGAACUUAUAAAUAUUACCUGCUAAACAUGUUCAAAUUCAUACAAUUUUGGUUCACCGUCAUUUUUAUUUCUAUCGGAAGAUUCCAAAAUAAAAACCUUCUUGAGCCAGCAGACAAAAAUGCUUUGCACAGUUCAAAAUUGAGCGGAAAAAAAACUGUGGCAUGGGGUACAGAAGACUAUCCAGAAUGUCUUAAUAUGGUGAAAAAUGUUAAAAACCGUUUACCUAAUGCUACAUUUAGUAUAGUCGUAGCUACAGCCAUAUCCAACAGUAUGACAAGCUUUUUUAAAAGAAAUUCGCUACCAGUACCAGAUUUCACUACCGGUCUAAUGAUCAUCCUUUUAAAAUUUCCUGAUACGGUUCCAUCUAAGCAGGUACGACUGGAAAAUAAGGCAACAACUUUAUUAUUGGACUUGCCAUCUACACAUAAAUCUGAAUCUUUGUUGAGUGCACUAAAAAAUGUAACUAUGCAAAUGGAAAGUCAGCUUAGUUACGCAGAUGCUUUGGUAGUCCGUUUUGCAGCCGCUGAACUUUUCGGUUAUCUACCCAUUAAUUUAGGAAACGAAAUCGUAGGAUUUAAUAAGCAAACAUUUAUUUUAACAAAUGUGCCUGGCGGGUCAGUAAUCAAAAUUUUUGAUGGUUGUGUUGUUGAAAAAGUUAUUCCUAUUGCUCCGAAUCUCAGACAUGCGGCUGUAUCUUUUGCCCUACUGACGUACGAUGAUCGAUUUCAAAUAGGACUUUUGGUGGACAAGGCUCUUGUAAAUUCCCAGGAUGAAGCUAAAAAAAUUGUGGAUGAUAUACUGGAAAGUAUUAAAGUAUUAGACAAGGAAUCUCAACUUUUACUUGACUAGAAUGGGUUUUUUGUUAAUACUUUUCCUUUGAUAUGUAAUAUAGGAAAGCUUUUUGAAGAAAUAGGUAAAUCUCUUUAUUUUCUAUGAAUUUCGGGCUAUAAGUAGGUACAUUUUGUUAUUUUAUUGGAUGCAUAAUGUGCCGAAAUGGAACAAAAUAAACUAAUUAAAAAGCUAUUUCUAUUAAAUUUAAGUUCGUGACGCGGGGCAAUUAUUUAGGUAGGUAAAGGUAUCAAAUUAACUAGACCAAAUAGUAUUUAAGAGAAAUCAAAUAAAUUGCCUAAAACUAUACUUG
Ceutorhynchus assimilis (cabbage seed weevil) is the source of this 2238-nucleotide messenger RNA. Lineage: Eukaryota; Metazoa; Arthropoda; Insecta; Coleoptera; Curculionidae. The record is from the annotation of a GenBank genome assembly.